This is a messenger RNA of Phalaenopsis equestris, 1859 nucleotides long. Its product is annotated as tRNA:m(4)X modification enzyme TRM13 homolog. NCBI's taxonomy places the organism in Eukaryota, Viridiplantae, Streptophyta, Magnoliopsida, Asparagales, Orchidaceae. Gene Ontology annotation, biological process: tRNA methylation. The record is from RefSeq and is a predicted model, not a curated record. The coding region runs from base 77 to 1840 and encodes 587 amino acids. The transcript has 11 exons.
AGGGCACCCUAAUCAUUUUUUCAUGUGAUACAUUAGGAGUCGUGGUCACCAUACAAACCAUACGACGCUCGCCUCCAUGCCUCGCCGGCAGCGCCGACCGGAAUCUUCGUCUUCGACUUCCAGCACGUACGUCGUCGGAGAAGAGGCAGGAAAUGGGCUUGAAAAUGCUGUGAAGGAGAAGCGUUGCAAGUUUUGGCUUCCAAAUAAGCGCCGCUACUGCGCUAACAUCCCUGUUCAUUCCUCCCCGUUUUGCGGCAACCACGAUUCCUCCGCCGGUGAUCGCCGCCUCCCUUGCCCCCUCGAUCCUUCGCACUCGGUAUCUAAAGAAAACCUUGAGUCCCACCUCAAGAGGUGUCCUCUGAAGAAGCGGGCUAUAGCACUAGAAUCCCAGGCGUACUACUCAAAAGGAAUCAACAGCGGAUUCAUUGAUUCUGCAGAUGAUGACAUCAGCACCGAGUCCAAAAGGAGGGCCAUCUAUGGCCUUAACUCAUCUGAUUUCUUCGCUUUAGUUAAAAAGAUAGAAUCAUUACACUCUGCUGUAGUCGGACAUUUGGAGGACUCUUACCUGAUGCCGGAGGCCUGUGAGAAAUGGUUGCGGAGGCAAAUCGACAGCAAAAUUCCAUAUCAGGAGCGGCAUGUCAUGCAGCAGGCUUCGAUUAUUGGCAACAUGGAGAAAUUUGGGAUAUUAUUCAUGUCCAAAGAUGAGAUUUUAGGCUCUGUGCUUGAGGAAGAUGAAAUAUAUGACUUUGUUCGGAAGAAAGGCGAAUUACCAGCAGUGGUCGAGUUUGGAGCCGGGCGAGGUUAUUUAACUCAUAUGCUGGCAGAUUCAUAUGGGAUCCAGAGGAUUUAUCUGGUAGAACGCAGGUCUUACAAGCACAAGGCUGAUCGAAGUCUGCGACAAAAUGAGAGUAUACUAUUGGAGCGUUUGAGAAUUGAUAUUGAGGAUUUGAACUUGCAUGCAGUAGAAUCUUUGAAUGGUCAUCCAUACCUAGCAGUCGGAAAACAUCUAUGCGGUAAUGCAACAGAUUUGACGAUUAGUUGUUGUUGUUGUUCUCCGGAAACCAAUCUCAGCAGUAUAGCUUUUUCGAGUUGCUGUCGUCUUCAAGGCAUCGCUCUGGCAACAUGUUGCCACCAUCUUUGCCAGUGGAAGCAUUACUCAAAUAAAAGGUUUUUUUUGGAUCAUGGACUAACCAAGCAGGAUUUUUACGCCGUUACAUGCAGCAGCUGGGCAGUAGAUGCGGAUCACAGUACUGAUCUCUCUGAUCUGUCAGAAAGCAGCAUAGAGAUAAAUGGCAGUGAAGUGAAUGAAGCCAAAAAACACUUUGGUCCUGUUGAAUUUUUCAUGGGCGACAGAAGCGUUGAAGAAAUCAUCAGAAACAUGAAAUCUGUGGAUAGAGCUGCUUUUGGCUUAAAAUGCAAAAAUAUUAUCGAUAUGGGGAGGGUUUUCUGGCUUAGAGAACAAGGAUUGGAUGCAGAGCUGGUGAACACCACGCUCCCAAUUACAUUGUUGCUGCCUCUUCUGCAAAAAGUCGCCAUCUACUACGUACUGAAUUGCUGUGUAGCCAUCUGUGCUACAUUUUGCGGGGCCCACAUGGUUUCCACUACACAGCAUUGGAUGCCAGAGUGGACCCAACGAAACCCAACCAAUGAAAUUGUCGGCUCAUACUUAGCUACACGUAGCUUCGUGGAGUCUAUCAUUCAUGGCGUCCGCAGUCCGGCCAUGGACGGAUUGAGCUUUGGGAUUCGAUUUACUCCUUUAACCUCGAUCAGAUCUCGAUUCAUCAGAGGCCGGAGAUGGCGAGGAAGAAGAUUCGAGAGUACGACUCCAAGCGCCUCCUAAAAGAGCACCUCAAGCAACU